Messenger RNA from Acanthaster planci (crown-of-thorns starfish), 775 nucleotides. RefSeq lists its product as uncharacterized. The record is from RefSeq and is a predicted model, not a curated record. Lineage: Eukaryota; Metazoa; Echinodermata; Asteroidea; Valvatida; Acanthasteridae.
UCCCUUGAGCGACAAGCCAAUGGCAAAGAAACGUCGAGACACAUCGACUAUGUAAACUCAACAGGUGAAGAUGCCGUUUUGACGGAGGUCUCCGACAACUGCGACGACCACCCAACCGAACGGGGUGUCUUCCACUACCACAAGCAGCCGUCCUUCUGUGUAUUCGACAUCGUGCCGGGACAGCCGUCCCCGCUGAUCGGUGUGGCGCAGGACAGGUUCCCCAUCUACGGCCCCAUCGACGAGAACGGCGUGGUGCUGACCUCGGCCGACCUGGACGAGUGCCACGGCCGGUUCGAGGACGGCCAGUACUGAUACCACACCACGGCCGACUUCCCGUACAUCAUGGGAUGCUUCAAAGGUGCGUAUCCUCUGGAAGACCACGGUGACAACACCGACGGCGAAGAUGGUGCAUUGAAUGAUCAGGCUAGUCUAGAAUCCACCAGUGUGGCUGUCAUUUUGGGCAUGAGUCUCCAUCGACUGAAUUUAAGUUAGGCCUAUAAGCCUUUCAUACUAAGCACAUUUUGUUACUUUUGAAGCUUCAAUCUCCUAGCAUUUUAGUUCAAAUAAAUAUUAAUUGGACAGGUAGCAAAUGCGACCGCACCGCGUGCAUUUCAUAAUCGUUCGUGAACUUUUGCCAGGAACACUGCGCCCUCUCUUGGUCCAGAUUGGGGCUCAUAAAACAUCAGAAUCUGACAGGAAUGCAGACAAAUUGAUGAAUACCGACCAGUUUGGACGUAAUACCUCUACAACCUGCCUUUCGAACGUGUGCUCGUAU